Messenger RNA from Alnus glutinosa, 3098 nucleotides. RefSeq lists its product as uncharacterized. Lineage: Eukaryota; Viridiplantae; Streptophyta; Magnoliopsida; Fagales; Betulaceae. The record is from RefSeq and is a predicted model, not a curated record. The transcript has 11 exons. Gene Ontology annotation, cellular component: membrane. The coding region runs from base 328 to 2982 and encodes 884 amino acids. Gene Ontology annotation, molecular function: serine-type endopeptidase activity.
UCCCUAACUUUUACGUUGCUGAAUUUUCAUCGCGUCCAGCUCAGUAGCGAUCGGCUCCUGAGUUUCGCUCAGGUCCAUCAAGCCCUCUGCCCUCCAAUAUCUCACAGCGAAACCCUAGAACAAUUCGACUGCCCCAAUUUCCCAAUCGCGUCCUAAUUCCUUUCCCAUUUGUAGCCUUCACUUUCAAUUCCACCCUCGCGUCUCCGAUUUACUGCAAUCUUCUGCGGAAAUGGCUUUUCUAGGAUUGUAGGGUUUCCCACAUCGACUUUGCUAGUUAACGAAACCACACUGUACCAGUUCUUCACCAAGCUAAUCAAAAUCGCUGAUAUGGCUAUCAGGGUUACCUUUAGCUUCUCCGGAUAUGUCGCCCAAAACAUCGCCUCCUCGGCCGGCCUUCGGGCCGGCCAUUGCCGGAAUUUCCAGGAGUGCUGGAUUCGGUCCCGGAUCUUCGGCCCGAACCAGAAGUCCGAGGUGGAUCCAUCCACCACGGUGCGCAACUACCACUCCGAUAUCCGGCGGCCGAAACCGAAACCGGGAUCGAGCCACUGGGCCGAGGGCUCGGCCUCUCUUUACGCGACUCUCGCCGGGGAGAUACUCGGCGAUAGUUGCAAGAGCCCGAUCGUCUUGGGCCUGAUCUCGAUGAUGAAGUCGACGGUGUGCGCGUCGGGAUCGUCGGCCACGGCGAUAAGCGUUUUAGGCAUCGCGCAGUUCAAGGCCUCGUCAAUCGUGCCUUUCUUUCAGGGGUCAAAGUGGCUUCCUUCCAACAACGAGUCUGCGAGUGGGGUUGUGGAUAAAGGUGGAACAGCGCAGUGUUGUGAGAUUGCGGAGAGCGAGAGUGAUAGCUCAUUCGAACGCAAGGCGUUGGAGAAGAGCGGUUGGUUGUCCAAGAUAUUGAAUUUCUGUUCGGAGGACGCUAAGGCUAUGUUCACUGCAGUGACUGUGACCUUGCUGUUCCGGUCGUUCUUGGCGGAGCCAAGGUCGAUUCCGUCGUCUUCUAUGUGUCCUACUCUGGAUGUUGGUGACCGAGUUUUGGCCGAGAAGGUAUCAUAUUUUUUCAGGAAGCCAGAGGUUUCAGAUAUAGUAAUUUUUAAGGCACCUCCAAUCUUGCAGGAAAUUGGUUAUGGUUCAGGUGAUGUGUUCAUUAAAAGAGUGGUAGCAAAGGCUGGAGACUAUGUCGAAGUUCGUGAUGGGAAAUUAUAUGUGAAUGGUGUUGUUCAGGAUGAAGAUUUCGUUCUAGAGCCACUUGCUUAUGAAAUGGAUCGAAUGCUUGUGCCUGAAGGUUAUGUCUUUGUGAUGGGAGACAAUCGCAAUAACAGUUUUGACUCUCAUAACUGGGGUCCACUUCCAAUCAAAAACAUUUUAGGUAGAUCAGUGUUUCGAUAUUGGCCUCCAUCCAAAGUAUCAGACACCAUAUAUGAACCUCAUGUGGGGAUGAAUGCUGUAGCAAUCUCAAGGCUGAUUCCAGCUCCACUUCGAGAAGACCUUGGAGAAGAAGCGCUCCAUAGACCUCCAAAACAAGGAGCUCCACAAGCUCUUCUAGCUCUUCUACGUCUUCGUGGGCCAAACCCUCCGGUGCAUCAACGGGUUCAAAUUGUAGAGAUAGAGAGUGAAAAUGAUUCCUUUUUGUGUUCUCUAGUGACUGGUGUAGUGGGCGUUUUCCAACGAGUUGUUGAGUUGUUGGAGAUGAAGAAAAAAUUAUCCCAAAAGAGCGAGGGAGGGGGAUUACUAAACGGGGAAGGGUCGGAAGUGGAAGCCUCCUGGAGCGAGUCUGUUGACGACACAACCAUGACAUUGAUGACAAGCCGUGGUCCUGUACCCCUGUCCCUUCUCCUCCUCCUCCUCGUCCUACACCUCCACCUUCCAACACCAAUUCUAUCUUUCUCUCCUUUAAACGCCUCGACCUCAGACUACCGCCGCCUACAGGAUGUUGUGAAGAGAAUAACGGUGGCGCAGAGGUGGGAUUCGAGGGAAGUCAGGGUGUCGAGAUUGGAUCUGAGAAACGUCCGGGUUGGGAGUGCUCCACGGUACGAGGUUCGGGUCGGGUCGGGCAGGACCCAGUUGCUGGUCAAGUUCUCCGACGAGGUGGGUUCCUGGAAGAAGUUCAGAAAUGGGAAAAGCGAUUUUGGGUCUUUGGUGAGUGAGGUUGGUGCUUUGGGUUUACUUGAUACGUUCAAAUUGGAGGGUCCGUUUGAGUUGCGGGUCGGUGGUGAUGACAAGCUUUCGCUGUUGUUGCCGAUGAACACUUCACAUAAUGGUUUGACUCGAAUACUUGUUGGUGAAGGCAUCACAGUGGAAGUGAGAAGAGCUCAAGAAGUCUCUCUGUUUCACCCAUCCGGUCUUGGUUUAUCAGUGAAUAGAAGUCUUGUGAUUGACAAGGAGAAAAGUGAAUUUUGGCCCUUUUGGCAUUCUAUGUGCAUCCCAUUACUUCCUAUACAAGUUUUAGGGGCUGUAUCACUGGUUGCUUAUAGGACUCGAAAUGCUGAUGCCCACAUUGAAACUACAUUAAUUCCCAAGGACACGAUUGAGUUGCUGCCGGAAAAGUGUUACAAUAGUCAUGUCUACAAGAAGUGGACUUGCCCCAUUGAUUCUUUAAGCUCAAGAAUCGCUGUCCUGGAAAGGGUUUUGAGCAAAUUUCUUGGCGAUAGAAUUCAUCAAAAUGGGUCAGGAUUCCUCAAAACUAAGAUUAAGGCUUCUGCUAUCAUUCGCUUCCGGCUAGAACUGGAAAGAGGUGUCAGAAACAACGACACUCUCCAUGGUAAGUUGGCGGAGUGGAGAACAAGGCCAAGUGUUGAACGAAUAUGGUUUGAGGCCCUGGCAAGAGUCGACGGAGAGAGGCUGAAGCCCCUUUUGGUUAAGAAGGUGAAUCCUUUCAUUGUAGUAGAUUCAGUUUCAUGGAGUAAUUUAAUGUCCAAUUUAUCUUUUACACAGUUGCAAUCUAUCCUUGUCCCUCCCAACGCGCUAACACUGGAUGUGAAGUGGUAGGAUGAGGGGUUGUAUCAGAUACGUGUAUAAAGAGCACUGUAUAGUGAUUUUGUACAGAGGUUCAAAUUUUUAACAGGAAAACGAUACAGUGAAAUAAUUAAUGUGCUUUCGUUUGA